Pseudoliparis swirei is the source of this 780-nucleotide messenger RNA. It is a transcript of the gene lsm2, whose product is annotated as smx5. Gene Ontology annotation, biological process: mRNA splicing, via spliceosome. Gene Ontology annotation, cellular component: Lsm1-7-Pat1 complex; U6 snRNP; U4/U6 x U5 tri-snRNP complex. Lineage: Eukaryota; Metazoa; Chordata; Actinopteri; Perciformes; Liparidae. The record is from RefSeq and is a predicted model, not a curated record. The coding region runs from base 77 to 364 and encodes 95 amino acids. The transcript is spliced from 5 exons. Gene Ontology annotation, molecular function: RNA binding.
ACCCCGAACGGUCGCAGGCGCGCAGCAAUAACUCGUCAUCAACACUCGACACACAGGCGCCAGUAAACCUGCAAUAAUGCUUUUCUACUCGUUUUUCAAGUCGCUGGUGGGCAAAGAUGUGGUGGUGGAGCUCAAAAACGACUUGAGCAUCUGCGGAACGCUUCAUUCUGUUGACCAGUACCUGAACAUCAAGCUCACAGACAUCAGUGUCACCGAUCCAGAGAAGUAUCCACACAUGCUGUCCGUGAAAAACUGUUUCAUCCGUGGAUCGGUGGUCCGGUACGUCCAGCUGCCCGCAGAUGAGGUGGACACUCAGCUCCUGCAGGACGCUGCACGAAAAGAAGCGAUGCAGCAGAAGCAGUGAUUGACCCGAAGGACAGGGUCCAGUCUGGACUGGGUGGGGUUUCGAUGGGGGGGAUUUUGUGAAAGUGAAUUACUAUAUAGAUUUGAGUUACAUUCAAGAUAAUAUGGUUUCUGCCGCUCUUGUAAUUUAAGCAGUAUUGGUCAUGUUCCUCGACUUUCACAAGGAACUCAAUUGCAUUUCUGACGGCAGCAAUCAAUAAUUUUGCAACAGUAGUUAUUGGAAAUGGUCUUCAACUGUGCAGGAAGGCUUCAUUUCAUACUGCCUUUUAGAAAUGGGACUAAAUUAAAUUGUUCGAGCCCAGACGAGGUAAGGAUCUGUGGGCAAGUUUGUUGAGUAAAACAAGCAGUUAUUUACCUUUUUUUUUUAAUGCCUUGUUUUUUUUUAUGCCACUUAAAAAUAAAAUGCUAUUUUAUUUA